Molecule: messenger RNA, 801 nt
Organism: Panicum virgatum (switchgrass)
Lineage: Eukaryota; Viridiplantae; Streptophyta; Magnoliopsida; Poales; Poaceae
Exons: 1
Coding region: 1-801 (266 amino acids)
Source: RefSeq, a predicted model, not a curated record
AUGCCGCCGCGAAGGAGUGCACGCAAUGCUGCGUGCGGGAGAGGUCGUGGUCAUAGUAGAGGCGAUGUUAACCAGCAGGUUAACAAUGAACAAGUGAACCAAGGUUAUGAAGAGGUUGAAGGAGGGGAGGAACACUCAGUUGCUGCUGGAGCUCCCGUCGGUGGUGGUGCAAAUGCCCCGGUUCAGGCAAUGACGUUUACUAGGUGGAUGUCUAUGCGCUUGGAUACCUUUGAUGGCUCACGAAUGCCUACUGAUGCAGCUGAUUGGCUGCGCGAGAUGGGGAAGGUCAUGACUGCAUGUAGGAUGACUGCUGAGGAGAUGGUCCUGUUUAUUCCUCACCAGUUGACGGGCCAGGCUGAUAUUUGGUGGGUAGGAGUAUGUGAUGCAUGGAUUCUUGCUCGUGGUUCUAUCACUUGGGAGGUUUUCUUGGCGCAGUUCAGAGCUAAGUAUUAUCCAGACUCCUUCAGGGACAAGAUGAAUAAUGCAUUGAACCACAUUCAGCAGGGGGACAAGACAGUGGAUGAGUAUGAGAGGGAUUUCAGCAACAUUGUUCGCUUUGUCCCUAGUGUUGCAAGUGAUGAGCGUGAGAAGGCUCGGAAGUUCUUCACGGGGCUUAAUGCUCGGUACAGGGAGGUGAUGGGAAGAAAUCCUCCUACCACUUAUAUCACAGCAGUUGAGGAGGCUAGGGGUAUGGAGACUCAGUUUCAGCUUACAGUGCUCCAGCAGAGGCGUAAUGGAAAUUCGAGUAACACGGGGGGUGAACAUAAGAGGGUUCACCAGGAGGGAGGAGAGCCUUCGUAG